CGUUUUAUCUAGCGUCUCGUAUUUCCCGCAUUCCAGCAGAGCAGAACACGAGGUAGGCAUCUGCGAUUUGAAUAGCUUAUUAUCUCAUAGGUCGGAUCCCAAAUGCUUACAUUGGGCGACUCGGAUGGUGGUGUAGGUCCGCCGUUGCAACAAUGAAUCUAGGUAUCAAUAAUGGUCUACCUCUCGUACAUACCGAGCCCACGUCAAAAUCUGGGUCAAUCUACUCGGAAAACAAAUAUCACACAAUCAUAUCUUCUCUCCCAUCAAACCCAACAAUCCCAAUCCCCAAAACCCAAGCCCACAAUGCCACCCAACCCAAUCUACACCACAUCCCCGCCCCCAAAAGACCACAUCCACGAUAUCAAAGCCACAUCCCCUAACCGACCCAUCCCCCCCAAACCAUCCUAUGGUAUCGACUCCCCCCUCGGCCUAGUCUCCUCCAAUGUCCUAGCCCCAUUCUAUCUCUACGCCUCCCUAAAAGGCAAAUUCGACACCUGGAACGCCCUCCUCUCCCAAAUACCCCCGUCGACCCUCUCAAAACGAACCCUAGAUUUAGGACCCGGCCGCGGCAUAGUCCUUCUCAAAACUGCCUCCCUCAAGAAACAACUCCAUGACCGGAGUGCCGGACCCGUGGAGCCGGCCUACGGCAUCGAUCUAUUCAUCAGGGGCGAUCAGAGCGGGAAUUCGCCGCUAGCGACGUAUGAUAAUGCUGCUGCCUUGGGGGUUCGGGACUGGGUUGUUUUGCAUACGGGGGACUUUGGACGGUUGCCGUUCGCGGAUGGGGUGUUUGGCCUUGUGACGGGGAGUUUGUCGAUUCAUAAUGCUAAUAAGGAGGUGAGGAGAGAUGCGGUUAGGGAGGCUGCGAGGGUGUUGGUGGGUGGUGGUGAGUUGGUUAUUGUUGAUUUGGCUGGGUAUGUAGGGGAGUAUGCUGGUUUUCUGGAGGAAUUGGGGUGGAGGGAGAUUGAGGUGGAAUCUGGGGGGUUGAGGUUGAUGUUUGGUGCGUGGCCUGGUCGUGUUUUGAAGGCGAGAAAACCCCGGAUAGAGGUGUGAUUUUUAUUGGGACUUGAUGGGGUGGAAAGUGGUAUACCUUCGAUCGACUUUUGGUUAACAUGGUAUGGGCCCUUGAUUGAGAAGUGCUCGAUAUUUGCUAACUUUGGGAUAUUGAAACAAGGC
This is a messenger RNA of Aspergillus alliaceus, 1173 nucleotides long. RefSeq lists its product as uncharacterized. The transcript is spliced from 2 exons. Gene Ontology annotation, molecular function: S-adenosylmethionine-dependent methyltransferase activity. The coding region runs from base 172 to 1050 and encodes 292 amino acids. NCBI's taxonomy places the organism in Eukaryota, Fungi, Ascomycota, Eurotiomycetes, Eurotiales, Aspergillaceae. The record is from RefSeq and is a predicted model, not a curated record.